Molecule: messenger RNA, 324 nt
Organism: Lactuca virosa
Lineage: Eukaryota; Viridiplantae; Streptophyta; Magnoliopsida; Asterales; Asteraceae
Source: the annotation of a GenBank genome assembly
AUGAAAAUACAUCAAGGACAAUCCCUAGAUAAGUUAGAAACUCCGAUGAAACUAACCUGUAGGUUGAUCGUACAUCAGCAAGAACAAGUUUUCCCCUUUUCUUUCUUCUCGGCAUCGCACACUCCCGUCUCUCCGAUCUCCCGCUCCUCUUCACUUUCUCUCUCUUGGCGGCUUAGAUACUCUAGGGUUAAGAUAGUGUACGUAUGUAUUGCGCAAAACGCGAUUGCAUAUGGAGGCAAAGAAGGCAAACCAGAAGCUGCAAUGAGCUCAAAUUCUCCCCACUCAUUUGAAGUACAGCUGCAUGUCACUCGCAUCAAAUCGUGA